AAACACAACUUCAAUAAAGGUUAGGGUUUUACGAGCGGCUGUCUCUUCUCUUCUCAUCUGCAACCUCUCAAACCCUAGUCUGAAGUUUGAGCUUCUUUUCACUCAGCAAACAUGGGGAAGACACGUGGUAUGGGAGCUGGACGCAAGCUGAAGUCCCACCGUAGAAGACAAAGGUGGGCUGACAAGUCCUACAAGAAGUCCCAUCUUGGAAAUGAAUGGAAGAAGCCAUUUGCUGGCUCAUCCCAUGCUAAAGGCAUUGUGCUUGAGAAGAUAGGUAUUGAGGCUAAGCAGCCCAACUCUGCUAUUCGUAAAUGUGCUAGGGUUCAAUUGAUCAAAAACGGGAAGAAGAUUGCUGCAUUUGUUCCUAAUGAUGGUUGUUUGAACUACAUUGAAGAAAAUGAUGAGGUAUUGAUUGCUGGAUUUGGUCGAAAGGGUCAUGCCGUGGGAGAUAUUCCCGGUGUCAGGUUCAAGGUGGUGAAGGUAUCUGGUGUAUCUCUCUUGGCUCUCUUCAAGGAGAAGAAGGAGAAACCAAGAUCUUAAUUUUUCAUUUUGCCAAAAUACUGUUGCCAUGUACUUUUAGCUGUCUUGAGUUACUACUUUCUUGAACAACUAUUUUUAAUCUAGGCAUAUUGCACUGGAAUUUCAGUUCAUCCCUGUUGAGUUCA
Messenger RNA from Nicotiana attenuata, 665 nucleotides. Its product is annotated as 40S ribosomal protein S23. Gene Ontology annotation, biological process: translation. Gene Ontology annotation, cellular component: ribosome; cytosolic small ribosomal subunit. The transcript has 4 exons. NCBI's taxonomy places the organism in Eukaryota, Viridiplantae, Streptophyta, Magnoliopsida, Solanales, Solanaceae. Gene Ontology annotation, molecular function: structural constituent of ribosome. The record is from RefSeq and is a predicted model, not a curated record. The coding region runs from base 112 to 540 and encodes 142 amino acids.